Brassica napus (rape) is the source of this 2269-nucleotide messenger RNA. Its product is annotated as E3 ubiquitin-protein ligase RSL1. Gene Ontology annotation, biological process: ubiquitin-dependent protein catabolic process; positive regulation of proteasomal ubiquitin-dependent protein catabolic process; protein polyubiquitination. Gene Ontology annotation, molecular function: ubiquitin conjugating enzyme binding; zinc ion binding; RNA-DNA hybrid ribonuclease activity. The record is from RefSeq and is a predicted model, not a curated record. NCBI's taxonomy places the organism in Eukaryota, Viridiplantae, Streptophyta, Magnoliopsida, Brassicales, Brassicaceae. The transcript has 3 exons. The coding region runs from base 105 to 2090 and encodes 661 amino acids. Gene Ontology annotation, cellular component: ubiquitin ligase complex; cytoplasm.
GUAAAGCGAAGGGGAAGGCUAAAAAUCACUCGUCACCCACCCAUACGAAGAAAAACAAAAAAAGGGGACGCACAGUGUUCUUGAAUCAUCGCUGCUGCCAAGUUAUGGAGUUCUUGGGUCCUCUCGAUUCCGAUUCCGACUACGCUUUCCGUUUGCAGAUGGAGGAGGCGCUCGCAGCUUCUCUCGCUACCCGAUCUCGUGCUCCACAGCACCCACCGUCGCCUCCCGUCGUCGCUAGGUGCGGAUUCGCUGUCGUGGAGGAGAACGCUUCCACGCCGAGGGGUAACUCCGAGACCGUGCGUCGCGGAAACACCGGCGGCGGCGAAGGUAGCUCGAGGGGAAAAGGGAAAACCCACGAGACAGUCGCUAGCGAACGGAGAGACGAUCGAAACCCUAACAGCAUUAAAGUAGGUAACUUCCAGAAUGCUUCUGGGAGACCUUCUCCGGGAGUUACUGUUGGCCCGGCGCAAUCAGUCGCCGUCGGCGAGGGGAGCUCGAAGGUUAGUGGCGUAAAGGGGAGUUUCAGGGGAGACUUAAUGUAUAGACUUUACUUCAAGGGUUUGGUGAGCGAAGAGACUGGGACUGGGAAGGGGAAGGGGAAGGGGAAGGGGAAGGUGAGUGACGUGGCGGCUGGGUUUGGGGUUGCGAUCUGCGACCAGAGGGAUACUCUGUUGUUUGAGUCCAAGGGACAGCUUGUUGGCCGUGGCGCGAAUCGCCAGGGAGCGGAGAUUCAGGCGUUGACACGAGGUUUGACCGAAGCAUGGAAGCUGGGGAUCAAACACGUUUCUAUCUUCUGCGAUUCUUUUCCCAUUUUUCAAUUCGUCAGGGGAAGCUGGACGCCUAAGCAAAAGAAGAUUGCCAUGCUAAUGGAUGACUUGCAACGGAUCAGGCAACAAUUCUCGUUUACUCAAGCUGUUCUGGUGGCUGGAAACCAAGUCAAAUAUGCCUAUAAACUCGCUAGGGAAUCAAUUGUUUCGCAAGCAACCCCUCAUGAAAACCCCCGCCAAGCUAAAUUAGCUGCUAGGAAAGAAGAGUGUCUUAUCUGUUUCAACGAUAUCGAUCCUGAGCGCAUGUUUUCUAUCGGUAAAUGCACUCACCGCUUUUGCUUUCAGUGUGUGAAGCAACAUGUAGAGGUGAAGCUGCUUCACGGAAUGAUUCCGAAUUGUCCUCAUGAUAAAUGCAAUUCUGAGAUGGUUAUCGAUGCGUGUGGCAAGCUUUUGACUCCGAAAUUGGGUGAAAUGUGGAAGCAAAGAAUCAAAGAGAACGCAAUACCUGUCACUGAGAGAGUUUACUGUCCUUACCUGAGGUGUUCGGCUUUGAUGUCCAAAACCAAGAUAUCUGAAUCGGCCAAGAGCUUACAGUCUGCUUACCCUGCAUCCGGAGUCAGGAGAUGUGUCGAAUGUCGUGGCCUCUUCUGUGUGGACUGUAAAGUCCCGUGGCAUGGAAAGCUGUCAUGCACCGAGUACAAGAAACUGCAUCCUAAUCCUCCAGCUGAUGAUGUGAAGCUAAAAUCUCUGGCGAAUAAUAAAAUGUGGCGCCAAUGUGGUAAGUGCCAACACAUGAUUGAACUUAGUCAAGGAUGCAAUCACAUAACUUGCAGAUGUGGGCAUGAGUUUUGCUACAACUGUGGAGGAGGAUGGAACAAAAAAACAGGCACUUGUGCUAAGCAAUGCCCGACAUGGGACGAAGCAUACAUCAUGCGUCAAGAUCCAGCUCCAGCGCGUGUGUAUGUGUUGCCUAACAAUUACUUUGAUGAUUAUGAUGAGGAUGAAUAUGAGGAUUAUGAAGCUGAUGAAGAUUUUGAAUAUGAGGAUUAUGACGCUGAUGAAGAUUUUGAAGUGGAAGUGGAAGUGGAAGAGGAAGAGGAAGAGGAAGAAGACGAAGACGAAGAGGAAGAGGAAGAGGAAGAGGAAGAGGAAGUGGAAGUGGAAGUGGAAGAGGAAGUGGAAGAAGAAGAAGACGAAGACGAAGACGAAGACGAAGAAGAAGAAGAAGAAGAAGAAGAAGAAGAAGAAGAAGAGGAAGAAGAAGAAGAAGAAGAAGAUAUAGUAUAUGACUCGGACGGCUAUGAAAGCGAGGAUUACUAUUGAGGUGUAACUAUCGAGGUGUAAUUUGGAACCAAAGUUGUUAUCUUUCGCUUUAUGAUCUUUCGGCUGUAAAUUUAUUGGUGGAUCAUAUGUUUUUAUGACUUGUUGCGUUUGAGUUUGGGAGAUUCAGCAGUGAGAAAUUUGUAGAAACCUUGGGUUUGAAGGUAAAGCUUUGUUUUGCA